UUUAUAAAUCUCUUAAACACAAAAAUAAAUAAAUCUUGCAUGACCGGUGGAGACAGUUGAAACAAACCCAUCCAACACUCCAAUAUCAUAUUCAUUUUACUAUGGUUUAUAUUUCGUGACUUUGUUUUCUUACAUUGUCUUUAUCUCUCUCUCUCCUUUUCUCUUCCAUUGUUAAAUUUCACAGUUUAAAACUCUAUAGAUAUCCCAAAAAAAAAAAGAAGAAAAAACUAAAUUGAUGGUGAAGUUAACACAGAGAUUGGGUGGGUUGGUACUGCGAUUUGCGGCAUUUUGUGCCGCAUUAGGAGCGGUUAUCGCAAUGAUCACUAGCCGUGAAAGGUCUUCCUUCUUUGUCCUAUCCCUAGUAGCCAAGUAUAGCGAUUUGGCUGCGUUCAAGUACUUCGUGAUUGCAAACGCGAUUGUGAGCGUUUAUAGCUUUCUCGUUCUGUUUCUACCAAAAGAGAGUUUAUUGUGGAAGUUCGUAGUUGUGUUGGACUUGAUGGUGACGAUGCUGCUGACGUCGAGCUUAUCAGCGGCAGUGGCGGUGGCACAAGUGGGUAAAAGAGGAAACGCAAACGCAGGUUGGUUGCCAAUUUGCGGCCAAGUACCGAGAUUCUGCGAUCAGAUAACCGGAGCUUUAAUCGCCGGUUUAGUCGCAUUGGUUCUUUACGUUUUCUUGCUCAUCUUCUCCAUCCACCAUGUAGUCGAUCCUUUUCUUCUUCGAAAAUCAUGAAUCGAAU
Molecule: messenger RNA, 737 nt
Organism: Camelina sativa (false flax)
Lineage: Eukaryota; Viridiplantae; Streptophyta; Magnoliopsida; Brassicales; Brassicaceae
Product: CASP-like protein 1C2
Source: RefSeq, a predicted model, not a curated record